This is a messenger RNA of Alternaria alternata, 511 nucleotides long. RefSeq lists its product as hypothetical. Bases 56 to 382 code for a protein of 108 amino acids. The record is from RefSeq and is a predicted model, not a curated record. Lineage: Eukaryota; Fungi; Ascomycota; Dothideomycetes; Pleosporales; Pleosporaceae. The transcript has 2 exons.
AACGCCCGGCGGCUAUUUUGGGAUAGGAUUUGGGGGCCAAAAGUUUCAUGAUCUAAUGAGGGUAUACCUUGCCGAGGCUCGCACCUUAACAUCAACCACCUUCAAGCGCAACAACAAACGACGCGACAUGGCCUCGCUAAGCAGUUGGGAGAAGCAAGAUAUCCUGCGCUGCGCGCGAUUUCUGAAAAGGAUCGAAGGCUGGGUCGACCCCACCUGGGGAUUUUAUGUCUAUGGCACCUACACACGCCUGCAAAAGCGAAAGGAUUCAGACAAGGGGAACGAUGAGGGCAAAGCCCAGGAGAAAGCGGUAGACAGCGAACACUUCCAGGCUGUGCUGAACAAGCUGCACGCCCACGCUGCUGAUACCCUGCGCUACGAAUAACCAGAGCCGUACAAUUAACAGUUUAUUGACACUUUGCGCUUACAACCCGCUGCGUACCUUCCUGGCGCUUCGCUCGCUGACAUCUGUGAACAUUUCCGCUAGAACGCAGGCAGUUUUCUUGGCGCUGAA